AUGCACAGCGCGCAGAGGGAAGCCCAGGCCCCAGGCCACCGCGAGUGCCUCCUGCCCUCUGUGGCUCGCACCCCCUCUGUCACCCAGGUCACGCCAGCCAAGAAGAUCACCUUCCUCAAGCGCGGGGACCCCCGGUUUGCCGGGGUUCGCCUGGCUGUUCACCAGCGCGCCUUCAAGACCUUCAGCGCCCUUAUGGACGAGCUCUCCCAGCGUGUGCCCCUCUCCUUCGGGGUCCGCUCUGUCACCACGCCCCGGGGCCUGCACGGCCUCAGUGCCCUGGAGCAGCUAGAAGACGGUGGCUGCUACCUCUGCUCUGAUAAAAAGGCUCCCAAGACCCCCAGUGGGCCAGGCCGGCCCCAGGGAAGAAGCCCCUCUGCUCAGCGGUCUUGGGAUUGUGAAGGCCAGCGUGAGGCACCGGGAACAUCCUCUUCCUGGAAGGUGCCCAGGGCCCCAAGGAAGAUACUUCUGGUUAAGAACAGGGACCCUAGAGUCCAGCAGAUGGUGACUCUCAGUCAGAGAGAUACCAAGACCCUGGCGGCCUUUCUCAGCAAAGCCUCAGACGUUCUGCACUUUCCCGUGAAGCAGCUUUACACCAUGAGCGGAAGGAAGGUGGACUCCAUGCAGACUCUGCCACGUGGCACCUCUGUGCUGGUGUGUGCCAGCAAUGAGGCCUUCAGACCUCUGGCCGUAGAAGAUGCCAGAAAGAAUGGGACUGAAACUUUAGCUGGGCUGACUUCAAAGAACAAAACUGGGAGCUGGGGGCCAAAGGCCAAGCGGAGUGUGAUCCAUGCCCGGUCCAGGUCAGGCAGCAGGCCGCGGCAGUCUUCCUUGCUGUCGGAGCAGUCCAGGUUCAGUGACCCCCCAGCAUCCCUGGAUCCAGCCUGGGUGGGCCCUGUCCCCAACAGGCACCCUCAGGACACGCCCGCCCAGCUCAGCCCCUUGGUGGCCAGCGAUGACGUGAAGAAGAAGGUCCGUAUGAACGAGGAUGGCAGCCUGUCUGUGGAGAUGAAAGUCCGUUUCCACCUCUGUGGCCAGGACACGCUCCUGUGGUCCCGGAGGGUAGGGAAGGCCAGUGGAGAGGGCCCCGACCUGGGGGAGGCUGACCCCCUCUGCUGCGUGUGGGAGGGCCGCCCUGUGGGCUGCUCAGUGCCUGGGGUAUGGGGGCCGGGGCCCUGUGGGGAGGGGUGCGAGGAAGUCUGUGGCCACGGCAGGCCAUCACGGCCCGGAUAUGAGAUCUGGACGAACCCCUUGCACACAGCCCAGGGGAAGGGGCUGGCUUCUCGGAGGAAGUUGGGGCUGACCCAGCACCCCAGCUGCAGAGGCCCCUCAAGUCAAGGGGCCAUAUUCAGGGAGAGACCCCAGGAUAGCAUCAGCUCUCCCUCUAGCUCCAGUCACUCUGAGGGCUCGGAGCCAGACUCCUCUUGCUGUCCCAGGACCCCAGAGGGUGCAGUGGGCAGCAGUGGUCUCUCUGCCCAGAGCAGGGCCAGGAGGGAAGAUGACCCAUGCCUAGAGGCGGCAGGGCUGGGCAGCCGGGGUGCCAAAGGAGCUCUUUCUGACUCAUCAGCUGGUGCUAGGUCUCUCCAAGGGGCCAGUAAGUGGUGCAGGCAGCACCACAGCCACUCAGGCGAGGCAGGAGCUGUGACAUCCCAGAGGAAGUUCACCCAGGGAAGUGGCCCAGGUCCUCCCACUCAGAGUCCCUCAUCUUUAAAGAAUGAGGACCUACAGGCAGAGACAUGUGGGCAGGGCACUGGGUGCCGCCAUGCCAAGUGGGAGUCUGUGACAAGGCUGCCCCUGGCUCCAGGCCAUUCUGGUUCCUGGGACACAGAAGGAAGCUCUCCCACACUUCCCACCUGUGCCUCAGCCCAGCGGGGGACAACAAACCAGAGGACACAAGCUCUGUCCCUCCUCAACACCCCUGGCCUUGGCCGAGUGGCUCAGAGAGGCCAUACCAGGCAGUGUCACCACUGCCUGCUGAACUCACCUGCAGCCCAGCCAGCGUCAAGGCCUCCCAACCAAGGAAGGGCCUGCCCAGAACGGCCAGAGUCACAAGUUUCUGAAAGCUCCUCAAGCACCCAGAUACGGUCCUCCAGUUACCUGCGAGCCCUCUGCUCAGGCUCUCUGCACUCCCGGGACUUCUCCGGGGCCAGCAGUGCCACCAUCUCUCCUGCAAGCGAGUCAGACUACACUCCUGGUUCCUGCCACUGCGAUGUUCCUUCUGCUGGGUGGACAGGGGAAGCAGGGUCCAGGGCAGGCUCACCGCCUCCAUCUCCUCCCCACACACCCCAGUCCUGCUCUCAGGCUAGGGCUGGCAGCCAGCGGGAAGAGGCAGAGGACACCCCUGGGCCUUCCUCGACCUUGGCAUUGCAGAUCGGACAGCCUGAGAGAGGAGAACAGGGUUGUUGCUGCUCACAGAUUGGGGCACCCCCAGUCCAAGGGGUCCCCAGAGGUAACACACAGGCACUGUGGGCACCCUCCCCUGAGGCCCACUGGGCAGGCAGCAGGUACUGCCCCACCCCACCCAGGGAGAAGCGGCCUCCCAGCUGUAGUAGUGGCAGCUUCCACAGUGCUGCCCGGGGGCCAGCUGGGAGCCAGCAGGGGGAGGAGUCACCUGUAGUGGGGUGCAUGCUGACCCCAGGCCCCCAGGGGCCAUCCCAGGAGAAGACUGCUGUGAGUGGAGGAGGCCCAGAGGAGCGGGAGGUCUGUGGCGGCGUGACUCCGGGUGCUCUGCCCCAAGCCUCACCAGAUGCUGUGGUCCGAGAAUGGCUGGACAACAUCCCAGAGGAGCCUGUUCUCAUGAAAUAUGAGAUGGUGGAUGAGGCUGCAUGUGUGGCCGGGGAUGGCCCAGAGAGCCCCAAAGAGGACCCUGGGGGUGGCCGUUCUCUAGAAGGCCCAGGGGAGCUAGUUCAGGUCAGGCCCCAGCCCCCUGAAGGGGAUGCUGGUGAGAACCUAGAGGCAGUUGGGGCCCUCUUGGGGGCUGGAAGUACUGGCCUCCCAUCAGGAGAGGGUACUCCCCAAGGGGCAGCUCUGGGCAAAGAUCCCAAAGCCCCUGUGGAGGCCAGAGAGGGUGGAGGGGUGGCAGUGGGCUGCAGGGAGGGCCAGCGGGGGCUUCCCCCAAGGGUGUCAGCCUCCACACAGAUCCUGAAGGUGCUGAUGGGCUUCAAGCAGGGCCGGCCCAGCAGCCUGCCCGAAGUGUCUAGCCCAGUGGCCAAGAGGCUCAGCUACUCGGCCGGGGCCCUUGUCACCUGUCUGGCCAGGCUCCACUUCUUUGAUGAAGAUCUUGGAUCUCCUACUUGCAAAGUGAAGUUCACAGACUCUCCUCAGUACCAGGAGCUGCUCAGCAUCUCCCGGACUCUGUGGCCAGGGUGUGACCUUGGCCGAGGCCAGGCAGACUUGGGCCUCCAGGACCUGACGUGGAGCCAGGCUCUGCAGGGCCUUGGGUCCCAUGCCGUGACUGAGAACCUCACGCCAACAUCCUCCUCUGGUGUGGACCUCAGCAGUGGCUCGGGGGGGUCGGGGGAGAGCAACGUACCCUGUGCCAUGGACUGUACUCUGGGCCCCGAGAGGGGAGAGCUGCCACAGGAAACCUCCCACCAGAGGCCUGAUUCCAGAGCCUCAGAAGAAGCAGAGCGUCUGGGGCACCCACACGUGAGCUGCUCUCCAGCCUCCCCUAACUCGCCUGCCCUCAGCGAGGGUCGGGCCGAGAGAGAUGGUGGAGAGCUGGGCAGUGACCCGGGGCAGGUGGUUGGAAACACCACCCAGCAGGAAGGGGCACAUUUAGAGAAGAUUGGAGGAGAAAUAGAAAGACAAGAACUGCAAGAAGAAGGCACAGAGGAGGAAGGGCUUCCUGGAGAGGGCAGAGUGGGCAGCCAGGCCUGGGCGGGGGCCAGCUGCCUGGGCGGGGAAGGUGCCCCAGGGGAGGAGGCGGGGAAAGAGGAGGAAGAUGGAAGAGCCUCUGCCCCAGUGGGGAGGAGAGAGCAGCCCACAGAGCCCCCUGGUCAGCCCAGUGAGAGGGACCCAGAUGUCACUGGAGGUCAGAGUGGCCCUAGAUUUGAGCCUAGUUUGGAAAAGCUGCCUGAAGCAGCCAGGACAGGCCGGGAGCAAACCCAGGCCUUGCUGCCCCUGGGGGCCAGAGAAAGGAGCACCCGCAUGGGCGGCAGAGCACUGCUGGAUCCUGACCGCAUCUGGGUGUCCGCAAUGCUGAAAAAGAUGGAGAAGGCCUUCCUGGCUCACCUCACCAGCGCUGUGGCCGAGCUCCGGGCCCGCUGGAGCCUGCAGGACCACCCUCUGCUGGACCAGAUGGCAGCGGAGCUGCAGCAGGACGUGGGCCGGAGGCUCCAAGGCAGUACCCAGAGGGAGCUCCAGAAGAUCCAGAGCCGGGCCGGGAGGGGGGCCCUAGGACCCCCGAGGGAGGCCCUCAGGGGGGAGCUGUCCCUGAAGACUGAGCAGCGCAGGCGCUGCUUCCGGGACCUGCACAAGUUCUCAGUCUUCUCCCAGCGGACCCAAGGCCUGGGCACCCUCUCCCUGGAGGAUGGUGCAGCCCUAGAGACCCAACUGGGCAGGGAGGUUGAGGGGGAGGAGUUCUGUCCCUGUGAGGCCUGCAUGAAGAAGAAAGUGAGCCCUGUGUCCCCAAAGGGUAUGGUGGGCACAACCAGAGCACCCAUCAAAGAGGCCUUUGACCUGCAGCAAAUUCUGCAGAAGAGAGGAGGGCAUUCCGGUGGGGGUGCAGCUGAAGUGACCCCUGAGAAGACAGGGAUGGAGCAGCUUCAGGAGGACCCCUCGAGCCCCCAGCCCUCCCAGGGAGCUGAUGAUGGGCUGGCUCUGGGGCCUGGGGUGCAGGAGGAGGAGGAAGGGCAGGAGAGCCAGCGAUGCUGCAGAGAUGACUGUCCAGAGCCAGAGGGGGCAGAGGGGCCUGGCCUCAAGGAAGGUGGGGAAGAUGCCGCUGCUCAGAGGGGAGAAGGGAACGGCCUGGGGGCAGCAGAGAGGGAACAAGCUAGAAACCAGGGCCCAGGGGGCAAGGAUGGUUUGGAGGAUGAAGCCCCCACAGGAGUCACCACCACCACCAUCACCCUGACCCUCGGGGAGCUGAAGAUGUACAGUUAUCUCAGAUCUCGGUAUGCAUAA
This is a messenger RNA of Otolemur garnettii (small-eared galago), 5121 nucleotides long. RefSeq names its product RP1 like 1 (gene RP1L1). The record is from RefSeq and is a predicted model, not a curated record. NCBI's taxonomy places the organism in Eukaryota, Metazoa, Chordata, Mammalia, Primates, Galagidae. Gene Ontology annotation, cellular component: axoneme. The coding region runs from base 1 to 5121 and encodes 1706 amino acids. Gene Ontology annotation, biological process: photoreceptor cell development; intracellular signal transduction; retina development in camera-type eye. The transcript has 4 exons.